AUGCCUGGCCGCAGCCUGUUUGGGCGUCAUGGCAACCGCUCGCAGCACAAUCUGGUAGACCAGCAGGCCCAGCAGCAGAUCCAGCAGCAGCAGCAAGCUCAGCAGCAUCUCCAGCAUCAGCAGCAGCUACAGGCCCAGCAGCAGCAGCAGCAGAAACAGCAGCAGGUGGGUGGCCCCGAUCAUCCUCUGCCACCACCUCCUCACCCGCACCAGCAGCUUCAACAGCCACCACCCCUCGCCUCGCAGCCUGGGUCGACAGUGGGAACAGGUGGCAGCCCUGCGGUGUCUGACAUCGGCCCACCGCCGGGCCCGCCUCCUAGCGCCAUCAGCAAUAGCAGCAACCCCCCCUCAGCCUCAUCAGCUCCGGAUCCCAGUCCCAGCGACCUCUAUUCUCAGCAGCUCCAGCUCCAACAUCAGCUGCAACAGCAACCACAUCCUCAACAACAGCAGCAGCAGCAGCAGGGCGACGCUACUUUCCCUCCUCAGCCCCUGAGCCAGCAGUCCACAGGAAAGCUCCAGAAAAGGCAGCCUCAGCAGCAAGUCCCUCCGCACCUGCUCCAGCAGCAAUCUGACGGUGGCUACCAAGGCCGCCCAGGUUCCUUGGUCUUUGCUAGCAGCAACCCAAACCUACCCCAGAAUCCUCCUCCUGUGCCCCUCAACCAAGCCACCGCCAGCACCUCCUUUGGUGCGCAACCUUACGGCUCACAACCACCACUCUCUCCUCCAUCUCAGCUGCAACAACAGCAGCAGCAACAGCAGCAAGUUCGUGGGGGUGUGCAGUUGGACACCCAGGGCAAUUCCGAUUUCGUGUCUCGGUCACAAUCGGCACGCUACCCACAGCAGCACAUCCCACCUCUGCAGACGCAGCCGCCCUUCAACACCAAUUCGGCUGAAGACCUAUCGCAGCCCCACACCAUCUCCUCACCCAUAGUCACCCAGCGUCAACCCUCAGGACCGAUUCAGGCUGCGCCGCCUCCCGAAACACAGAAGCGUUCUGCUCGCGGUCUUAUUCGGAGCUUCAUCAAGGGGUCCUCGUCUAAGGACAGUCAUAACCUGCAAGCGAGCGAGGAGUCGUCGGGUAUUAGUCGCAAGCACUCCAAGCGGUCCAGUGUGGGCAUCCCUCUAUCGCUAAGGAACAACAACCCCUCGCAGGUUUCCCUGGACCAGCAGCAAGCCCAACAGCAGCAGCAGCAUUAUCAGUCGCAGCCACCACAGCCGCCUUCUGGUUGGCAAUCCCACGGACAGCCCUCUCCACUGCAUGGUGUUGGCGAGGUAGACGAGACCUAUAGUGAGAGUCGACCGAGUCAAGAUCCGAACUCGCAGAGCUACCCGCAUACUCCACAGCUCAACGCGGUCAGACACAUUCAGCCUGACUCUGAGAGCUCCCCGUACAGCGGACAAGAUAGCCUCACCCCGCAGCAGAAGCAGCAGCUGUUUACCCAGCAGCAGAGUCAGACGGAACAGGACCAGCCGCCGUACAACCAGGGAGCAAACGAGCCGGGCAACCCAAGCCACCAAUAUCAGCUCGUGCCUCCACCCGCACCGUACAGCACACCAAAUCGGGGCAAUCUCUACGCAGGCCAUCUCAGCACCGCGAGCUCGCACACCAUCAACAACGCAGACACAAUUUCGCAGCUUUCGCAUGACUCUCCCACCCCGGACUCUGAAUAUCCUGCUACUCAGCAGUCAAUACAGAUCCCCUCCGCCUUGAAGACGUCACAGUCAGAAUACCAGACUGUAAACUCUGAGCAGACCUCCCCGUCCAGCCAACAGAUACAAAACAUGCCUCCUCCGCCUCCUGCUGGCGGAACAGGACCUGCACGAAGAUCCGGCGAAGCUGAUGCGCAAAUGCGCGGAGGAGCAGACGGCCCAGGGGGGCCGCCGCCAGGCUAUAGACACAACCAAGCUCCGAGCAUGAACAACAUGAAUCCUCUGCCUCCUACGCCGGGCCCUGCCAAUCCUGCCACGCCCGCAUUCAGAGCCGCCACUGUGGCCGAGAGGCAGUUUGAUGGCGCGGGACAAGAAGGUGGUCGCAACAGCCCUCAGCCUCCUGCCACGGAGCGCGAGGCCGAGGUCGAGAAGAACUACAAGGAUCUAUUGACCAAGUACAAGAAUGUCAAGAGGCUCUACUUCGAUGGCAAAGCCCAAAUUGAGCAAAUGACUGCGCAAAUUGAACUGCUCCAGAACGCAGUUGCGAACCAGCGGAUGUCUCAGUCCCGGACAGCGCUUGAUGACAACGAAUAUUCGACAAGGUUCAAUCGACUCAACGGCGCAAUCAACAAUCUCUCCUUCAACAUUCGGAAGGACUGGCGCUCUUUACCACCAUGGAUCGAGAGUUUCGUGACACCGGACGGUCUGAAAACUGGCAAGCAAGAAAUGACUGCAGUUGGCCGCGCCGUCAUCGCAAAGUGGCUCGUGGACGAGGUGUUCAACAAGUGCUUCCAUCCUGCGCUCGACCCGCAACUCAGCCAUCACCUCAAGUCGAUUGAACGCAACAUCAGACAAUUCUCGUAUACCAUGAAUAGCCAAGAGGAGUUUGAUGCGCUGACAUCAAAGGUGGUCAACUGGCGCAUGGCCACGCUUGAGGGACUUCAGCACAUGCUGAACUCGAGUGAGAGCCAAGAGGCGCGGGCCGAGUUCACCAGGAUGGUGACCACCAACCUCACUGCUUCGCUCCUGCAGUAUCUGGUAGAACCGGCCCCAGCGGGAGUGGACGGAAGUGCUUCGAUGAUUGUCGAGCUGGCAAUAGGCCUCGCUGCCAAUCUGCCUCUGGAAAGCCGAGACAUUGCCAUCAUUUACCCACUGCCAGGAGAUCCGAUACGCCCCGAGAUUAUGGAGCCAGAGAAGGGAGCGCUGCCGCCACUGACUGACAUUACCGACGAAGACGAUGAGAGUGAAGAUGAGAAAGCGACCAAGGCCGGCAAACCAAAGACUGGCGCUGCCCCCACCACGGAGAAGGUUGGCAAGAUACGUUUUGCCGGCUCGGUGGCCGUGGAAGUACGAGGGCGACAAGUGCUGGUCAAGGCACCCGUGUGGGCACUGUAG
This is a messenger RNA of Microdochium trichocladiopsis, 3045 nucleotides long. RefSeq lists its product as uncharacterized. The record is from RefSeq and is a predicted model, not a curated record. NCBI's taxonomy places the organism in Eukaryota, Fungi, Ascomycota, Sordariomycetes, Xylariales, Microdochiaceae. The coding region runs from base 1 to 3045 and encodes 1014 amino acids. The transcript has 3 exons.